AAAACGCCUCACCGAGGAGACCAGACAUCGCGAUGGCUGCGUCGAUGUGCAUUGAGUGCGAAGACACAGAGGCCAGUCUAUCGUGCGUAGAGUGCGACGACCUGUACUGCGACUUGUGCUUCCAAGCACAGCACCACUCGGGGAGUCGGUUGCGGCACACAAGAACGGUCCUCGCAACAUCGUCGUCGUCUGUACCUCCUCCAAGUCCACUUGUAGAGUUGCCCAUCAUCGACGUGGUGCCAAUUCAAGUGGACGAAACCAUGGAAGAUGUGUCCAUGGAUCAAGCUACGUUGGCGAAGGAGACCCAGCUGAUCCUCCGCCGCGCCAAGGUGAUGCCUAUGCGGCUCAGCGACAGCGAACGCGUGCUGUUCAACCUCCUCGACGCCGGGCUCAACGUGUCCGAGUACACGGACAAAGUGGACAUCCUGUCGUACCAAUCCCCCGUGAAGCGCAUAUUGAACGAGCUCACGGAUCUAUUCAACAUCAUGUCUGGCAUGUUGGUGGCCAGCGACUUUCGGAAUGGCAAGAAGCGCAUUGCCGGCCAAAAGUACCACGACAACGCCGACUUUUUCAAGGCUGUGUUUGAGAUCGGUCGGCGUUACAAGAUCAUGAAUCCGGAACGCAUGCGAAACAACUACGGCAAGAUGAUCUACCUCUUACAAGAUGCGAGCAUGCAGGAAAUUGAAGACCACUUCGAGUUUAGCUGCAUCGAGCCGACGCAUACUGUUCACUCGUUCUUGGCGGACAGGGAGGGCUUGGACUUGCUGCAGGACGCCGACGUGCCCGUGGCCACCCGUUCCCUCGCCGACUCGUGUGGUGUCGGUCAACGGGCGAUCAAGUCUGCCGCCAUCGACGCCAUCAUCUCCCGGCACACGACCACCUUGCUCGGUGCCGACGACAUCCGCCGCGUGCUGAGCUCGAUCGACGACAACAACAGCUACCUCGCGCUCAACUGCACCCCCAUCACGCGCAUGCAAGCGUUGCUGGAGCAGUACUUUCAAUCCCCCGCGCCCUUUAGCCUCGAGAUCCGCGCCGGAAAGAACGGCGCGCGGCUGAGUCACUCGCAUAAGACUCAAUAUGCGUACGCGAUGCAGUCGCUGUCGUUGUGGAGGAACAUCACGCUCGAAAUGUUCCCCCUGUGGUUUGCCGUCGAAGAGGACUUGAUCCACGGCGGUGGGUACCGACUCCGGGACACGGGCCAGGGAUUGAACCGCAUGCAGCGGGCACCGCACACGUCGCAACUGAUUCACGCCAUCCUUUCGCACACGCAGAAGACGUCACCGAUGGGAUGGGUCGGCUCGUCCGCCAUCCACUUGGGCGACCACAACGUCCCGAACGCUCUCAUGUUCAUUGACAAGUACACCCAAGUGUCUCGGAUCCUCAGCCCCGUCGUCCAAACGUGUGACUUUGUCACGCGCAUGCAGCAUGACGUGUACAUCCAAGGCCUCGGGGGCGCCGAAUUUGUGCGGCAGUCCAUCCUGGCGGACUUUUUCAAGCACGCGUUCGACGGCAGCGGCGCCGACAACUUCUUUGACGCAGGGUCGUGCAUCGAUGGCCGCCUCACGAGUGCAUGGAACUGGUGCUCCAAGAUCGAAAAGAAGUCGUUUUACCACGUGUUCCUCAUGGCCGGGUUUGUCGGGUUUGACGGGAGCUUUGAAAAGUGAUAUGCCAUGUCAUCAUAUACAUGUACUAGUAUCAUUCACCAAGAGCAUAUUACUAUGUAGUACUAGUACGACAAGAUAUAAAGUCCUAAAUAUAGACAGACUCAAAUAUGGAACGGUU
This is a messenger RNA of Aphanomyces astaci, 1782 nucleotides long. RefSeq lists its product as hypothetical. Lineage: Eukaryota; Oomycota; Saprolegniomycetes; Saprolegniales; Verrucalvaceae. Gene Ontology annotation, molecular function: zinc ion binding. Bases 33 to 1664 code for a protein of 543 amino acids. The record is from RefSeq and is a predicted model, not a curated record. The transcript is spliced from 4 exons.